GAUAUGGUACGUAUGUUCAGCUUCAUGCUUAAACGCCUAAGCAUAAAUAACUUAUUGCAAAUACGAAUUCAAGAAAGGGUGCAACUUUUUGGAGGGCCGUUGGACUUUUCAUACAGUUUGAUGCAGUUUCACUUUCACUGGGGCCCAAAUGACACCGUUGGAUCAGAGCACUCGUUCGCACGCACUCAUUUUCCAUUGGAGGUACUUUUGUCGAUCGAAUCUUGCGCAUUUCGUGUUCCGGAACGAAAUCAAAGUGGAACAGUCGCCGGAGCACUCUUCGGUAGCUUUCAUAGGUAUGUGUGCGAACGCACAACUUUACCAUCCCCGAUCAAACUGGACGAUCUCUUGCCAAAGAAUCGCAAUUCCUACUUUUACUACUCCGGAUCACUGACCACACCACCCUGCUCAGAAGUUGUUGAAUGGAUAGUUUUGAACCAUCCAUCGAAUGUUACAGAAGAGCAGGUAUAUCCCAUUUGA
Molecule: messenger RNA, 477 nt
Organism: Soboliphyme baturini
Lineage: Eukaryota; Metazoa; Nematoda; Enoplea; Dioctophymatida; Soboliphymatidae
Source: the annotation of a GenBank genome assembly